UAAAGGACCCUAUAUUUGAUGACGUCGUCAUUCAGUGACAAUGUGAACCAAAACAGAAAACUGCUGCUGCUGUAAUGUUUUAUUUAGAUAACAUUACAAUCAGGGGAGUAUGAAAACCUAUGGAAACAAUGCAGCAGCCUCACGUGCUACGACUGACGGAGGGAGAUGUUUUAAUAAAAAGCCGUGAAGAAGACUGUUCGAGAGGAGGCACACACAAGCUCGGGCAUAGCGAGUGUGAGGAGGUAAACCCGUUCAGCUUCACCCCGCAGCUCAUCCACCUGCACAGGGACCACGAGCUGUUUGAGGAUGGAGACAUUCACAGGCACAUGUAUCUGCAAGACCUCUACAUCUCUGAGGCAGACGACAAACCAGCACUCAGUGUGUCAGAGUUUGCCUGUCACAUCUCUGGCUGCAGUGCACACUUCAGUACUCUGGACGAAUACGAACACCACUACAACUCCCUGCACAGACACGUGUGCUGCUCCUGCCGUCGCUCCCUGCCGAGUGCCCGGCUCCUGGACAUUCAUAUUCAGGAGUGGCACGACUCUCUCUUCACUAUCCUCGCCCAGAGUCAAGACAUGUACCAGUGUUUAGUGGAGGGCUGUGGACAGAAGUUCAGGACUAGUAAACACAGGAAGGACCAUCUAAUAAGGAUUCACACGUAUCCUCCAGACUUCAGAUUUGACAAAAGCAAAAAGGACAAAGGAACCCGAGAGAUGAAGAAACAGCUGCAGAAAGACACAGCCAUGGAGGUAGCAGAUGAUGUGUGUGAGUCCGAGGGUGUGUGUGAGGUUAUGUGUGAUGUGGUGUCUGACCGACCCGAGCAAGGGGAAUCCAUGGAGAUGCACGUGUCUGCGGAAGAAGCUGCUCCCAUGGCAAAGUGUGCCUCUACCGGGGAGCAUGCAGAUGUUUCUACUGCAGCUCAUGAACCAGUAUUUACAAGCACAAAGCCAGUAAAUCCACGAUCUUCCUACAGGGUCCCUACCACUGUGUGCUUCGGUCACGGCUCCGUCCGAGGCUUCAGAGGGCGGCGGGGGAGGAGGAAAUGAAAAGCAAGAACCGAGUCCUCUCUUUGCUGUCCUGUAAAGAUGUAUAACAGUAUGUAUUUACUCUUACAUGUGACCUUAGCUUAAAAUAAAAUGUUUUCUGCAAAAGAAGUGAUGUGUAGGCAUUUGUUCGUGUGACCAGGAAUAGAUUUUGUUG
Monopterus albus (swamp eel) is the source of this 1203-nucleotide messenger RNA. RefSeq names its product zinc finger protein 511 (gene znf511). The coding region runs from base 120 to 1049 and encodes 309 amino acids. Lineage: Eukaryota; Metazoa; Chordata; Actinopteri; Synbranchiformes; Synbranchidae. The record is from RefSeq and is a predicted model, not a curated record. The transcript has 6 exons.